AUGGAAUUCCCCUCUCGUUAUCAGAUCGACAUACCCGAUGUGGACGUUCUAACCUAUGUGUUUGGAACACCAACUCCAGGAGACGGCCCCUUCGUCUACUUAGAUGCAGAGACACAAACGCAAGGUUUUCGUAAAUCCGAAUUGGAAACAUACGUCAAGAAGCUUGCAGGGGGCCUCCGUGCGACGAAGAGGAUAAAGAACGACGACGUCAUCUUGGCAUACACUCAGAAUUCCAUUUGGUAUCCAAUUAUCGUGCUCGGGGCCAUAUGUGCGGGUGGAAUUUUUACCGGUGCCAAUCCAGGGUAUACCUCGAUAGAGCUAACCCAACAUCUCACCAUUUCUGGCGCGACCUGCAUCUUUACCGAUUCCGAACGACUCGAGGCAGCUGUGGAGGCUGCAGACGCCGCGGCCUUACCAAGAUCAUCCAUAGUUUUACUCGACGACGGCAGAGAGCCCGCGUUGGUUGAUUUACACCGUAUACAGGACUUUCUGGCUAGCCCUCAUUCAUGGGAAGUGAUCAAGGAUCCCCAGGUGUUGACCGAGAAGGUUGCUGUUCUUAAUUUUAGCAGUGGUACAACUGGAAACCCCAAAGCUUGUAUGAUCACCCACCGCAAUCUAGUUGCCAAUGCAGAACAGACUCUGCACCUGGAUGAGGUAGCUCGAGAAAGAUCAUCAAGUAUGAAUCAUUCUUCUCAUGAAACCCAUUGUGCAUUUCUGCCACUCUAUCACGCUAGUGGUUUGCUCACCUAUUGCAUCGUUAAUCUACGAAGAUCUUGUACCACAGUCGUCAUGCGCAAGUUCAGCUUGAGACUUCUCCUCAGCACCAUACAACGAUUUCGCGUCACGUCCCUCUUUCUAGCCCCGCCAGUGGUACUAAUGCUGGUCGAGAGUGAUCUUUUAUCUCAAUACGACCUUUCGAGUGUCGAGCUCUUGCUCUGUGGAGGAGCUCCUCUUCAACCAGAGCAAUCCAGAAAGCUAGAAGCAGUGUUUGGUGAUGGCAGGGUUCGCAGCCGACAAGGCUGGGGAAUGACAGAGGCUACAAUGGCUGUCACUCUGUUUGCGCCCGACGAGUUUGAUCCUUCACACAAAGGCGUCGGGUACCUUGUUGCUAACAUGCAGAUGAAGAUAGUCGCUGACGAUGGUAGUCAAGUUGGCUAUUGCGAGGAGGGUGAAGCUUUUGUUCGAGGUCCCAACGUCUUCAAGGGUUACUACAAGAACCAGAGCGCCUCUCAGCAAGCGUUUGACUGGAUGGGUUGGAUGAGAACAGGAGAUAUUGUGACUAUUCAAAGGAGCGGACUCGUGACAGUCGUGAACCGUAAGAAGGAGCUUAUCAAAGUGAAAGGUUUUCAAGUUGCACCAUCGGAGCUUGAAGGACAUCUCCUCGAGCAUCCAGGCGUCAAAGACUGCGCAGUCACUCGAAUAAUCCUAAACGGCCAAGAGCACCCGCAAGCUCAUAUCGUAGCCAGAGACAGCGACGUGACGGCCGAAUCUAUAAUGGAGUUUUUACAAGGACGACUUUCAGCACACAAAAGGAUCACCGGUGGAAUUGUUUUUACAAAAAGCAUCCCAAAGUCCGCGUCCGGCAAGAUUCUGCGCUGGAUGCUCCAAGACCCGGGACAUGCUAGAUUAACACAUCUUUGA
This is a messenger RNA of Fusarium poae, 1641 nucleotides long. RefSeq lists its product as uncharacterized. Gene Ontology annotation, molecular function: CoA-ligase activity. Gene Ontology annotation, biological process: secondary metabolic process. Lineage: Eukaryota; Fungi; Ascomycota; Sordariomycetes; Hypocreales; Nectriaceae. Bases 1 to 1641 code for a protein of 546 amino acids. The transcript is spliced from 8 exons. The record is from RefSeq and is a predicted model, not a curated record.